GUCAAAGCGCAAGACCUCCUCCCGGUUGUAGAUGUAUCUCUCCAGGUAGCGCUGUGUCCCGUUGAAUGCGUAGCAUUCCUGCCGUACCUGGUACAGGUGAAUCCCAGCCGUGCUGACUCUUCUCCACCCAUUUCCAGUGCUAGAGGCCCACAGUUUCAGAGUCUCAUCUGCCUCCACUCAGCCUCAGUUCCUCUUCACUGUUCCUGUGCUCACAGUCAUCAAUUAUAGACCCUACAACAUGUGCCCUGAAGACAGAAUGUUCCAUAUCAGAGCUAUGAUGUUGAGAGCCCUCUCCUUGGCUUUCCUGCUGAGUCUCCGAGGAGCUGGGGCCAUCAAGGCGGACCAUGUGUCAACUUAUGCCGCGUUUGUACAGACCCAUAGACCAACAGGGGAGUUUAUGUUUGAAUUUGAUGAAGAUGAGCAGUUCUAUGUGGAUCUGGAUAAGAAGGAGACCGUCUGGCAUCUGGAGGAGUUUGGCCGAGCCUUUUCCUUUGAGGCUCAGGGCGGGCUGGCUAACAUUGCUAUAUUGAACAACAACUUGAAUAUCAUGAUCCAGCGUUCCAACCACACUCAGGCCGCCAGUGAUCCCCCUGAGGUGACCAUGUUUCCCAAGGAGCCUGUGGAGCUGGGCCAGCCGAACACCCUCAUCUGCCACAUUGACAAGUUCUUCCCACCAGUGCUCAAUGUUACGUGGCUGUGCAACGGGGAGCCAGUCACUGAGGGUGUCGCUGAGAGCCUCUUCCUGCCCAGAACAGAUUACAGCUUCCACAAAUUCCAUUACCUGACCUUUGUGCCCUCAGCAGAGGACUUCUAUGACUGCAGGGUGGAGCACUGGGGCUUGGACCAACCACUCCUCAAGCACUGGGAGGCCCAAGAGCCAAUCCAGAUGCCUGAGACAACGGAGACUGUGCUCUGUGCCCUGGGCCUGGUGCUCGGCCUAGUGGGCAUCAUCGUGGGCACCAUCCUCAUCUUAAAGGCUAUACGUUCUGGUCGUGACCCCCGGGCCCAGGGGCCCCUGUGAAAUACUGUAAAGGUGACAAAAUAUCUGAACAGAAGAGGACUUAGGAGAGAUCUGAACUCCAGCUGCCCUACAAACUCCAUCUCAGCUUUUCUUCUCACUUCAUGUGAAAACUACCCCAGUGGCUGACUGAAUUUCUGACCCUUCAAGCUCUGUCCUUAUCUGUUACCUCAAAGCAGUCAUUCCUUAGUAAAGUUUCCAACAAAUAGAAAUUAAUGAAUAAAUGUUGACACUUUGGUAGCACUAAUAUGGCGGUUAUCUUUUCAUUGAGCCUUUUAUCCUCUGGUCUCCUUUGAAGAACCCCUCACUGUCACCUUCCCGAGAAUACCCUAAGAACAAUAAAUACUUCAGUAUUUCAGAG
Nomascus leucogenys (northern white-cheeked gibbon) is the source of this 1379-nucleotide messenger RNA. NCBI's taxonomy places the organism in Eukaryota, Metazoa, Chordata, Mammalia, Primates, Hylobatidae. The record is from RefSeq and is a predicted model, not a curated record.